ACAAGCAAUAUGCUGAUUCGUUGCUUCUAUCUUUGAGCAUGGACCAUUCAGUUUCUGGGUAAUCAAUGAGAGUUCACUUUGACGUUACUUCACUGACUUCUUCGCUUUUCUGUUUCUAUUGAGUAUUUUUUCUACGGAUCAUGGAAACGGAGUCUGGACUCAAUACCUCAGGGGAGGCCGUUCCCUAUGGAGGAAAGAGUGCCUUUACACAAUUUGAGCACAACAUAGUGGCUGGAUAUCUUAUUACUGCAGGUGUCGUCAGUUUAGCCAGUAAUAUUGUGGUGCUGCUGAUGUUUGUGAAGUUUAAAGAACUGCGCAAUGCCACCAACGCCAUCAUCAUUAACCUAGCAUUUACUGAUGUUGGUGUGGCUGGCAUUGGAUACCCUAUGUCUGCAGCAUCUGACCUCCAUGGCAGCUGGAAAUUUGGUUACACAGGUUGUCAGAUCUAUGCAGCCCUCAACAUAUUUUUUGGGAUGGCUAGUAUUGGACUAUUGACUGUGGUGGCCAUUGAUCGCUACCUAUCCAUCUGCAGACCUGACAUAGGGCAGAAAAUGACCACCCGAUCAUACACUCUCCUCAUCUUGGCGGCAUGGUUGAAUGCUGUCUUCUGGUCAGCCAUGCCAAUCGUUGGCUGGGCAGGCUAUGCCCCCGACCCUACUGGAGCCACUUGCACCAUCAAUUGGAGAAACAAUGAUGCCUCAUUCAUCUCUUACACCAUGGCUGUGAUCUGUGUGAACUUCAUCAUCCCCCUGUCAGUCAUGUUCUAUUGCUACUACAGUGUGUCUGUCACUAUGAAAAGGUACAAAGCCAGCAACUGCUUAGAUACCAUCAACAUGGACUGGUCAGAUCAGAUGGAUGUGACAAAGAUGUCGAUAGUGAUGAUCGUAAUGUUCCUCGUGGCGUGGUCACCAUACUCCAUUGUGUGCCUCUGGGCAUCUUUCGGAGACCCAAAAAAGAUACCAGCACCCAUGGCCAUCAUUGCUCCUCUCUUCGCUAAAUCCUCUACGUUUUAUAAUCCAUGCAUCUAUGUCAUCGCCAACAAAAAGUUCAGAAGGGCCAUCACAGGAAUGCUCCGGUGUCAAACCAGGCAAAGAAUCACAAUCAACAAUCAAGUCCCUAUGACAAUAUCCCAGCUCCCUUUGACCCAAUGAUGAAAGAUUAUUUCAACUGGAGACAUUGUGCCCCAUAUAUAUAAGAAUUUGUUCUUAAUGAUCUUGCCUGGGUAAAUAAAGGUGAAAUAAAAAAUAAAAUAUAUAUAUUGAUGCCAUUGAUAGACAAACCCAGAACAAUUACUGAGGACAGGAGCAGUGUUACUAUAGGUCGAAAGUAUAUAACUCUUUUAAUCUUUUCCUUCAUGAGAACUGAUGUGAAACGACCUUGACAGUACCUACAAAAUAUUAGGUACCACCUUUCCAUGUUUUAAAGU
This is a messenger RNA of Hypomesus transpacificus, 1426 nucleotides long. RefSeq names its product retinal pigment epithelium-derived rhodopsin homolog (gene rrh). NCBI's taxonomy places the organism in Eukaryota, Metazoa, Chordata, Actinopteri, Osmeriformes, Osmeridae. Bases 141 to 1151 code for a protein of 336 amino acids. Gene Ontology annotation, cellular component: photoreceptor outer segment; membrane. Gene Ontology annotation, molecular function: G protein-coupled receptor activity. Gene Ontology annotation, biological process: G protein-coupled receptor signaling pathway; visual perception. The record is from RefSeq and is a predicted model, not a curated record. The transcript is spliced from 7 exons.